Messenger RNA from Dibothriocephalus latus, 456 nucleotides. NCBI's taxonomy places the organism in Eukaryota, Metazoa, Platyhelminthes, Cestoda, Diphyllobothriidea, Diphyllobothriidae. The record is from the annotation of a GenBank genome assembly.
AUGUUUCCGUGUUCUUUGCAGGUUUCGGCCGAAUGCACGAACGACAAAUACUUCAUCUUCUCGCAGCUGGUCCCUCUGCUCCAUCUGCAGGGUCAGGCUGGGGACAACGUUCGUGACGCCCUCCUCCUGAUCUUGGCCCUGUCUGUUCGAGCCCCAGACGUUGCCCAGUACUUGACAUCGGGGUCAGAUCUGUGUCCAGUGUUAGGUACAGGACUCAGUGGUCUGUACUCCUCGUUGCCGAAGAAGCUAACUGUCAGCAGUCAGGGCCCCCCAAGUGGCGCGCCUUCUUCCAAGGAAAUUUACGUCCCUGGGGCGGGUUGGCACCGUCUCACCAAACGCGAGUGGUCUUCCUGUGAGCCGUUAGCGAAGUUUCUAAACACCCUGGACUUCUGUGAUUUGGCUGUUCGCGUAAGUCUAAUGAGGAUUUCUUUCAAUCUUACUUUUACACAACACUAG